UCAUCACGUCGUAUGGAAUCCCACUACAACCCACGCACAGACCAAGAGUGCCACCAAAGAGAUGCUGUUGAAGAGUGCUGGACAUGAAAAUGAGUUGAACAUUAUGAAAUCUCCUGUCCCUCUGGGUUGCCAAUCAGUGGUCAUCUAACAUCAUCUCAGAGGAAAACCAGAAGAGCUCCACUCUAACUUCUGUAAGGUUUAGUCCAUUAUGGAACAUCAAACAAUUUUCUGGCGCUGGUUUUGUGAAAUUCGGCUGCUGCCUUGGAGCCUCCAUUUGAAAAAGAAAUUAACGUUGAGGAACAAUUAAAGAGGAAAAUCAGCUCCAGAGAAUGAGCACUAUAAGUGGUACUGGGAUAUUAGUCAGCUUAACAACGGUGUCUGUCACGCUAGAUUUUAGUUUGCACGGUGGUCUGAUGGCUUGGUCCUUAAGCAACAAUUUGACUCUGAAUCAGAGUUUGCCCACCUCCGACCCUUUCAAUGCCUCUGAGUGGGGAGAAGUCUCUCGUAUGUCCAUGAGGGAGAAGAACUGGCCAGCCCUCCUGAUUUUGGUUAUCAUUCUGCUGACUAUUGGUGGGAACAUCCUUGUAAUUAUGGCUGUCUCCUUGGAGAAAAAGCUACAGAAUGCCACAAACUACUUCCUAAUGUCCUUGGCGGUGGCGGAUAUGUUGGUGGGGAUCCUAGUCAUGCCCGUUUCCCUCAUUACAAUUCUAUACGAUUCUGCUUGGCCUUUGCCUAAACAAUUGUGUCCCGUAUGGAUUUCCCUAGAUGUGCUCUUUUCAACUGCAUCUAUCAUGCAUCUCUGUGCCAUCUCUCUUGAUCGGUAUGUAGCAAUACGCAAUCCCAUUGAGCACAGCCGCUUCAAUUCCCGCACCAAGGCUAUUAUGAAAAUUGCUGCAGUUUGGACCAUAUCGAUCGGGAUAUCCAUGCCCAUCCCUGUCAUAGGAUUGCAGAAUGACUCCAGGGUGUUUGUGAACGGAAGCUGCAUUCUGAAUGAUGAAAACUUUGUCCUUUUUGGGUCCUUUGUGGCAUUCUUUAUCCCACUCAUCAUCAUGGUGAUCUCAUACUGCCUGACUGUCCAGGUGCUGCAGAAGCAAGCGACGGUGUUCAUGUACGGCGAGGUGCCCAAGCAGCGAAGGAGCAGCAUGAACUGCCUCAAAAAAGAAAACAACACAGAGAACAUCUCGAUGCUCCAGAACCACGAGGCAGCCUCCCACUUGAACUCUCCCGUAAAUAAGGAAGCCGUGCUCUUUCGGAAAGGAACCAUGCAGUCUAUCAACAACGAGCGCAGAGCCUCCAAGGUCCUGGGCAUUGUCUUCUUUUUGUUUCUUAUCCUGUGGUGUCCAUUUUUCAUCACUAACAUCAUGUCUGUUCUUUGCAAGGAAGCCUGUGAUGGGAGCCUCCUGGGCGAACUCAUGGACGUAUUCGUUUGGGUUGGUUACAUUUGUUCUGGGAUUAACCCCCUGGUGUACACACUCUUCAAUAAAACCUAUCGCAGGGCUUUUGCCAACUACAUCUGCUGCCAGUACAAGCCCAGUAAAAAAUCAACACUGCAACAAAACCAGUGUCUGAAUGUCGCUUCCACAGCUUCAUACGGGAAGGACUUUACUUUAAAUAGCUACCGAAAUGGCAAUGAACUCAACAGCAUGGAGCUGGAUGAAACUGAGGAGGGCUUAGAAAUGCAACCGGGGACUUCAGAGCUGUCGCUAAACAGCUGCAAUGUUGUAAGCGAAAGAGUGAGCUGUGUGUAAUCGAGUCUCACCCAUGGCUCUGCAGCUGAAAUAUACCUGUGUAAAAAUGUAUGUGUCAAAGAACAAUGUAAAUACUGCAUCCUGAACAAAGCUUUUUUUUUAAAAUUAAUCUUUUCAGCCCAGUGCUUUAAAUCGUACAUACACUGAGGGGAGGUUUAAAGUUCUGUAUUUACUGUUCCUACUAGAUCAAAAAUAUCAAGUAUUUUGCUUACAUCAUGGACAAAAUGCUGACAUUUUCUUCCAGCGUAUGAACAAAAAUGCUAAAUACUUACUCAGGUGGCAUUUGCUGGAGUCCAGAGUGGCUCAUUCAUAGUUAUAGAUCGAGUCCAUGGAAAUGGACUUGAUCAGGAAAACUUUUUUAAGUUGACAGUAAAUAUACACUUUAAAUCCUCACCCAUGUUAUGUGCCAUGCAACAGUGCAACACCAAGUCUUACCAGAAUCCUGGAAGGGAUUCCUCUGCCAAGCAUUGCAGUAUUGCAACGGAACAGUUGGCUAACCAGACUGCUCACGUGGGAGUGUGGGCGGGGUGACCUUUCACCUUGGAGAGCUGUUUUCAGUUCUGAUUUCAUUUCCAAGUGUGCUGAGAUUGGCAGUCACAUCUUGGUCCCUAGCAGAUGCUUGUUCAUACCUCACUACCAGGGAACGCAAUUCCAGUGUGCUUCUGCAGUCCUGGCCUUUCAGGGCCGUUUGACCCUGGGAUCCUGAACUCUCAUAGCACCAUUAAAACCAGCAAACUCUCUUGGCCCUUCCUUUGUAAAUAGAGUGUCUCUGACUGUGCCCUGAACCCUAAAAAUAACCCGAUGCCGAGCUAGCAGUGGGCCAGGCUCUGCUCCACUUUCUCCUGCCUGUUGUCUGAUGGGCAUGUGAUGGUGGCUCACAUGAGAAAAGUGAACAGAGUUUGACUCAGUGUCUGGCUCUGAAGCAGCUGUUAGCUCCUGUUCAGGUCUUUUACACCACACUAGUGCAGGGAAGAGUUGCAAGCAAUCUAUUAUUUACAGCUCCUAGAUCAGCCGAGUGCCCUUCACUUGCUGCUGGGUUAGGCUGUUUGCUUUGAGUGGCAUGUCAUUGGGCUCAGGUCAUAUGCUUUACCUCCAGAAGUGGGCUUUGGUUUCAUUGGGGCUCUCAGUUUCAUCUUUCCUAGCCUCUUGCUCUCAGCAGUCUCGCAUUUCCUUGUUCAUUCACAUGUUCAUUUUCUCUGCAGCCUGAGAUGGGCGGUGUCACAGAUCUGGAGAGACAGCACUGCUUUCUUCUGUGCAUCCUGCCAUUGCAAACCAGAUUUCGUGCUUGUGUUGGGAGGGCUGCUGUUCGGACUGUGAGCCUCCCCGAGGGUGAAAGAACCCUCCCAGCCCCGUGAGCCCAGGUGCAUCAGUGUAAGUGAGGCCACUGCUUGUUCCAUCCUGGGAACGGGCUAAGCACCAACCCACCUGGAGUAAACCAACAGUAAGCGACUGGCCCCAAGAACUACAGUAACUCCUCACUUAACGCUCCUAAAAAAUGCAACUUUCAGUGAAACGAUGU
Chelonoidis abingdonii (Abingdon island giant tortoise) is the source of this 3267-nucleotide messenger RNA. It is a transcript of the gene HTR2C, whose product is annotated as 5-hydroxytryptamine receptor 2C. The record is from RefSeq and is a predicted model, not a curated record. Gene Ontology annotation, biological process: phospholipase C-activating serotonin receptor signaling pathway; locomotory behavior; feeding behavior. Gene Ontology annotation, molecular function: neurotransmitter receptor activity; G protein-coupled serotonin receptor activity. Gene Ontology annotation, cellular component: plasma membrane; dendrite. Lineage: Eukaryota; Metazoa; Chordata; Testudines; Testudinidae.